This is a messenger RNA of Drosophila eugracilis, 1275 nucleotides long. RefSeq names its product E3 ubiquitin-protein ligase RNF113A (gene mdlc). Lineage: Eukaryota; Metazoa; Arthropoda; Insecta; Diptera; Drosophilidae. Gene Ontology annotation, molecular function: metal ion binding. The record is from RefSeq and is a predicted model, not a curated record. Gene Ontology annotation, biological process: snoRNA splicing. Gene Ontology annotation, cellular component: U2-type spliceosomal complex. Bases 109 to 1179 code for a protein of 356 amino acids. The transcript has 3 exons.
GACUAGCGGAGAAGAAGAAGCGAUGAUUUGACUUAUUGGCAAAAUCGCAGAUGUUAUUUGUUUUUAUCGUGUAUAAAUAGAAAAGUACAACAAAUAAAAAGCCGGAAAAUGUCAGAAGAACCUGCCAGUACCUCAGCCUUUGGAUUUAAGAAGCGAAACAUCAAAAAAGGAGCCGGUAUUCGUCGCAAAAAGGAAAGCAGCAGCAAUGAGUCUGCAAAAAGCAGUGAUGAGGAGUCAAAAAGCAAAGCCAGUGCUUUAGUACGAGCUGAAAACAGGAGAAAGCGCACGAAUCCGAACUUUCAGAGCACCAAAACACUGAGCAAGGCCAAGCGCCAGGCGGGAGCAGCUGAUGAGGAUGCCUCAUCAUCUGCGUCCGAUGAUGAUAAACUGGGUAUCGCAUACAAAUCUAAACGGGAAGCACUGCCCAGUGGACCGCAGGAUCAGGGAGCCACUUCCAUUAACGAAAUGGACACAGAAUUGGAUCGCGAUGCCCAGGCAAUUCAUGCUCGCGCUCUGAAAAUCAACGAAGAACUGGAGGGCAAAGCGGAUGAUAAGAUAUAUCGUGGAAUAAACAACUAUGCUCAGUACUAUAAGAAACAAGACACGGCAGCUGGAAAUGCGAGCUCUGGUAUGGUGCGAAGUGGUCCAAUUAGAGCACCCGCUCAUCUCAGAGCCACUGUAAGGUGGGACUACCAGCCGGAUAUUUGCAAAGAUUAUAAGGAAACAGGAUACUGCGGCUUUGGCGACAGCUGUAAGUUUUUGCACGAUCGUAGUGACUAUAAAGCUGGAUGGCAAUUAGAAAUGGAUCAUGAGAAUCAGAGAACGGGAGAUGCUGACUCCGAUGGUGAUGAUGGCAAGUACGAGAUUCAUUCGGAUGAGGAGUCGCUGCCUUUCAAGUGCCACAUCUGUCGUCAGAGCUUUGUCAAUCCCGUUGUGACCAAGUGCAAACAUUAUUUCUGUGAAAAGUGCGCUCUGGCUCAGUACAAAAAGUCACAACGUUGCAUCAUCUGCUCCCAGCAAACAAAUGGCAUUUUCAAUCCUGCUAAGGAAUUGAUAGCUCGCCUUAAGACGAAUCCCAUGGAAAACUCGGAUAGCGAAGAAGAGGAAUUGGGUGCAAAGGAAGAAAAAGGUGGAGAUGAGGAGGAGGCUCAGGAGAUCUCAUCCGAUGAUAGUGAUUAAAUUAAUUGUAAAUCAAGCGAACUAGGAGUGCGGGAAACCAAACUUCAGUAAGGAACUGCUAACUUCUAAAUAAAUUUUAGGAGUUUCGGUGGCUUA